This is a messenger RNA of Habropoda laboriosa, 1188 nucleotides long. Its product is annotated as sin3 histone deacetylase corepressor complex component SDS3. Gene Ontology annotation, molecular function: histone deacetylase binding. NCBI's taxonomy places the organism in Eukaryota, Metazoa, Arthropoda, Insecta, Hymenoptera, Apidae. The coding region runs from base 151 to 1134 and encodes 327 amino acids. Gene Ontology annotation, cellular component: Sin3-type complex. Gene Ontology annotation, biological process: negative regulation of transcription by RNA polymerase II. The transcript is spliced from 8 exons. The record is from RefSeq and is a predicted model, not a curated record.
UGAAUUUCGUACACUGUAAAAAUUGGAAUUGUGUAGUGGUGUAGUUGACAGGUCUAACCUUAAUAGGUAGCAACUACUUGUUUGCCGAAGUGAAUUAUAAAAACCUGGCAUUAUUGAACAGAUACAGAGAAAUGAUUAUUAUACUAUAAAAUGUCAUAUCAGGACUCGCCGUUUUCGACCAUGUAUGGUCAGGACGAUUACGACAUUGAUGAAGAUAUCGAUGAGUACUUGGAAGAUAUUAGAGAUGGUGAAGAACAAGAUGAAAGUGACGAAGACACUGAAGAAGCAAGUGAGACAGAUCUUGGUAAAUCUGAAGAAUACACAGAGAUAAAGGAGCAGGUUUACCAGGAUAAAUUAGCUAGCUUAAAAAAACAACUACAACAAUUGAAAGAUGGCACACACCCAGAAUAUAAUCGUAAGCUAAAGCGCUUAGAGGCUCAGUACAAAGAAAGAUUACGAUUGAAUAUAAUUUACCGUGAUUACUUGACAGAGUGGGUAGAACGAGACUACAUAUUAGAAAAGAAAGCAGCAGUGAAGGAGUUUGAGGAAAAGAAAGUAGAUUUAAAGGAAAACUUAGUAACUGAUAUGGAAGAAAAGAGAAAGAUGAUAGAGUCUGAUAGGCACACUAUGGAGCUCACUGGAGAUUCUAUGGAGGUUAAACCUGUAAUGACAAGGAAAUUACGGAGAAGACCGAACGACCCUGUACCUGAAAAAGUAGAAAAACGAAGGAAACCACCGCCCGCACAAUUGAACUACCUGUUAGACGAAAAAGAAAUAGAAAGCGAUUUGAAAGCAAUUAGUCGCGGUAAAGUACUGACCACUGUUCGAAAACCAGCAGUAUUACCACAUUACAAUACAGUGACCAUAACCUCGCAACAUAUUCCCAUGCCUUCUGAUACCCCUAUGAUAGAGACUAGGAUAGAGGAUGGAAAACUCCUACACGAAAGACGAUGGUUUCAUCGUGGGCAACCUGUGUAUGUAGAAGGAAAGGAUUUGACAAGGUUCGCCGCAAAUAUUUCUGCUAUCGGAACUGAAGCUAUUUGGGUGAAGAAAGUUUCAGAUGGAAGCAAAGUACGAAUAUACAUAUCCCAGCUUAGUCGUGGGAAAAUUUCAAUAAAGAGGAGAGCCUCCUAAUGACUGUAUUAUAAAGAAGUGUUCGACGUUACGAAUUAAAGUGUUCAGUAAUUG